GUAAAGUAUCUGGCAUCGGGCUCAAUCAUUUGUUUUGUUUUGGAUUUCCGGCUUUUGUCUUGAUUUAUCGUUUGUCCAUAUUUCCCAUUAUUUACGUUUUUUUAUUGAAUUAUCGACAGAGAUGGGCUGAAAGUUUCAUUGUUAUGGAAGGGAAUCAUGAAGUUAUUGAGGUGGAAGUUUUGGAAGAGGAAUCGACCGGAGAUAACAAUAAUACUGGAGAUGUUCCAUCUAACCCUUGCAAAUUAUGCUACGAAGAAAUCACUUCAGGGAAUAGAUUCACCCUGGAACAGUGUGGAUGCUUCUUCUGUAAUUCUUGCAUGCAGACGUACGUCGAUCUCCUCAUUCAAGAUGGGAUUGCCUUGUCCAUAUCCUGUCCUGAUUCAGAAUGUGUCAUACAAGGAUCGUUGGAAAUACAUGAAGUCAACACAUUGAUUGGAGAAGAAACGUUUGAGAAAUAUUUGAGGAUGAGAUAUGAACAAGAAGUUGCAGUUGAUCCCCAUCGCACGUUUUGUCCGAACCCUCAAUGUUCCUCCGUUUGCCAUGUCAACCCAGACAGACAGAAACAGCAACGGAGUAAAAAACGAAAACAUGGAUCAAGAGCACAGGAUACUCAAAUGCCUGUUAAAGUUUCGUGUAUUACGUGUCAACUCGAGUUCUGUCACAUAUGCAAAGCAGAGUGGCCUACAUCAGAUACUGCCAUACACAAGUGCAAUGACCUAGGUCUGUCUGGUCCCGGGAAGAAUUUGAUAAAACUGCACAUAAAAACAGGGUUUUCCAAGUCCAGACGUGCGGACGCCAUCAUCAAGCGUUGUCCUGUUUGUAACACGUUGAUUGAAAAGGAUCGGGGCUGUGCUCAGAUGAUCUGCAAGAAUUGCACUCAUGUGUUCUGCUGGUAUUGCCUCAAAUUACUGGAUAAUGAUUUUAUGCUGCGACAUUAUGACAAAGGACCUUGUAAAAAUUUCCUCGGGCACAGCAGAUCUCAAGUAAUGAGGCAUCGACUCGGGGUUAUCGGACUAUUUGCUGCCUUCACUCUUCUACUGAUCGUAGCUUCCCCCAUCCUGCUUCUGGCCGCACCAAUAUUCUUAUGUUGCAAGUGGAAGGAUUGCUGCGAAAGGGCCUGGCGUCGAGCUCAGCAAGAAAACAAUAAUGCUUUGUUUGCUGAACUUGAAAUGGGAAUGAGGAAUCCACAACACAAUAGGAGUAGUUUACAGGUCGUGUCUGAGGUCAAAGAUGAAAGGUCAAUAGAGAGAAAUGCAGAACAAUUAUCCUCGCAAGCUCAAAGUUCCUUAAGGUUUGAAGAUCGAAAAAUUCUGUCUAACUCAGGAAAUUUAGAUGACAUUAGCUCACAAGGUGAAGCAUCACGAAAUUCAUCUAUCAUUGAGUCACAUGGUGGCGCUAGUGUAUCUAAUACAUCUGAAAUACUAGAUGUCGCUAGUGUAUCUCGCAAAACUGAAGCACUGGAUGGCGCCAAUGUGUUUGAUAAAUCUGAAACACUAGAUGGCGCUAGUGUAUCUCACGAAAAUGAAGCACUGGAUGGCGCCAAUGUGCCCGAUGAAUCCGAAACACUAGAUGAUGCUAAUGUGCCUAAUAAAACUGAAACACUUCGUUACACAAAGGAGCCAAAAGGAAAAUCAUUGCAAACAAAUUCAUGUGAUGGCAACACAUCAUUGGUUGACACAGAUGUCUACCAUAAGAUGGCCACAUCCACUUCCUCUCAAAAUAAUGAUAAUAGCAUCUGACAAUGAAGUUCAAAUGUUUUCAGAAUAGGAUUAAGUUAACACUCCGUGGACGCAACCCGACAAAAGUUGUGGUUCACCGUUUCGAAGAGCCGAGCAUUAACGAUUAUUAACUAGUCAUUCUUAUACUUGACCCAGCUGAAAGGCCGAGGUUAAUUAUAUCAUUAAUCUUUUUAUCAGCUUAUUUCUUCAUUGAGAUAACCCCAGCGUGGGUACAUGGCCUCGGCUUUCGUUUUACUGAUCUCUGUGGGGGUGAAAGUCCCAAAUCCCUGAGUCAAGAUGAGUCACGGUUCAUCUGCGACUCGAGUCAAGUCAAUCACUGAGUUAGUCUCACUGGGAAUUAGCUGAUGUCUCUGAUAAAUAGUGUCUCGGUCGAGUCAACAACUUCAGUCGCCCCAACACUGGCAUCAAUAUCCACCACAGACACACAGUACAGUUUCACAGACCUCUUCAAUCCAUGAGCAUGUGUUUCCUAAACUGUGUGUUGAGGCCUAAUUUCAAGUACUCUUGAAAAUACCAAUCCAUUCCCUAAAACAGGGUUUCCCAAACUCUCUGUUCAUCGGUACCCUUUGGCCACUUUGUAGAUUCUUUCUUGUACCCCAAAUCUGCUGUUUUGUCUCGCAUGUUGUGAUUGGACAAAAUAAUUCAUGUGAACUGCGAAAGUUUGUGUAGUAGUUACUGUAGUUGUAGAUGAAGCUUCUACCGGGGUGAACUUGUGACUUCGUAAUGAGUUCCUAAACUCGGGUCUUCAAUUUAUUAACAUAAGGCAGAUUGGCGGUUAUAGAAAAAAUAUCUCCAUAAUUAAUCUUAAUGUACUUACCCCUUAAAAAGUCAAAAUUUACUACUGGGUGUACAUGUACCCCAGUUCGGGAACCCCUGUUCUAAAAAAUUACUUCAGACUGUUUAGAACUUCAUAUAAAAUGAUCAUAUAUCGGCUAUAUCGAAAAUUUGUAAUGGAACACACUUCAUGUGCACAAAAGGGGUCAAGGGUCAUCGAUAAAAAUGUGAACAUAUCGCAUCACUUUUUCUUGUAAGCUGUAUUAGUCGUGCCUUUAUCAUAGUGAAUGUGUCGUGAGUUUGGGAAACUGCAGGUAUUUGAUGCAUCAGCCUGUUUCCAUGACGAUGGCAGUGUAGAUUGAAAUUUAUUCCGAAACAACCAACUGUGGCCAUUUACAACUUUUUCAGUCUUAGUUGAGCGAUUGUGAUGUUGCUUUUGAGCGAAUAUAUGGCUUCUUGUGCAUUAGUGGUUGCCUGCAACUCUCCUUUUCAUACUUUUUCCUACUUUUGGUUGUAAUGGUUAUGACUAGUGCUGAGCAUUUUGAAUUAAACAGUAAAUUGUUUGAAUCAAUUUUGAUUUGAAUUUCGAAUCGCCGCCAUCUUGUUUUUUGUCCGUCCGCAGGUCAAGAUGAUCCCCUCAGUGUUUUAUUCAUGUCAAUACCUAUACUUUUUUUUUCCUAGUGAAAAUGCCCAGCCCUUGUUUUGUGACCCUGCUUUGAGUAAAUUUGUAAGAAAACCUGCAUUCUGUAAUAAAAGACGGCAUUCUAAAGUACUUUUCAGUUUUUAAUCAAGAGGUUGCUUCAAGCAAACUUCUUUCAAAAGUGACAAAAAUUGUGCAAUACUGACUCCAAACCUGCUUUUUGCCUUAAAACUCAGUUCAAUUUGGUCAAAAUCCCUCUGGAUCAAAAUCGGACUGUGAAUUCCAACUUUGAAGUCUUGUGGCAACUUUUACUGGCCUGUACACACUUAGCUUUUUUUCUGAUCAUAUGGACUUAAACUGCGUCAUAGUCCUGCGUCAUAGCUAACUGCCGUAAUUUUAUAUAGUUUCAAUAUCUUGUCAUUUUUGUGGCUGUCUGUAACUUUGCUCAUAGAUGAGUCUCGUUUACUUAUGAGUGAGUGCGUGCAACUUUUCUCAGAGAUGAGUCUUCUUUACUUUUGAGUGAGUGCCUGCAA
Messenger RNA from Styela clava, 3686 nucleotides. Its product is annotated as putative E3 ubiquitin-protein ligase RNF144A-B. Lineage: Eukaryota; Metazoa; Chordata; Ascidiacea; Stolidobranchia; Styelidae. Gene Ontology annotation, biological process: protein ubiquitination. The record is from RefSeq and is a predicted model, not a curated record. Gene Ontology annotation, molecular function: ubiquitin-protein transferase activity; zinc ion binding.